CGCCAGCGAAAAUGUCUUCUCAACAGCCACGCAAAAAAUCAACCGAGUAUUUUGUUGAAACAGCUUCCUUUUUCCUGGUAACAGGUAGUCCCGUCCUCAUCCUCUUCUACUGGAUAUGCUAUGAGUUUUUCGAAACCUCACUCUCAGCAACGGUGGCCGCAGCCCAGUCAGAAGGAAUUCUUCAAUUUUUCAGCACCAGACUGCCAUGUGUCGACAUGCCCUCAAUUCUGGCAUAUGCCAUAUGGACUUUGUUUCAAGCGGUGCUUUUCACAUUUCUCCCUGGAUCUCUGGAGUUAGGGCUCCCGACACCUUCUGGAAAGCGUCUUUCCUAUAAGAUCAAUGGCCUUGCUGCUUGGGUUGUAACUUUGGGAUCGAUGGUUGUGGCACACUACACUGGAUUGGUUCCAAUGACGUUUAUCGCGGACCACUGGGAAGGACUGGUCUGGACGGUGAAUAUCUACAGUCUGGUAGCACUGGUUAUCUUUCAUCUGAAGGCUUAUUGCUGGCCGGAUAGCCCCGAGGAUGAUACAUCUACUGGGUUCUUUUUCACCGACUUCCUGAAUGGCAUCGAAUUCAAUCCCCGCUUCGGUAAGCACUGGGACAUCAAACACUUUCACAGCACUCGAGCUGGAGGUGUCAUUAUUUGGAACGUGGUGGACUUUGCUUUCGCUGCUGCCCAGUACUAUAGCCUUGGCUAUUUGACAAACUCCAUGGUUUUGGCCGUUGUAUUACGAUUGUUGGUUGUUUUGGAUUUCUUCGCCAACGAAAAAUGGUUUAUUGGAACUUUGGACAUUGCAUAUGAACACUUCGGGUUCUAUUAUAUCUAUGGAUAUUCAGCAUUUAUGCCUGUGUUGUACACCCUUCAGGCACAAUACCUUUAUCGCCAUCCUGAGUCGUUGUCGACGCUGAGCAUCGUGUUAAUCACUGUUGCUUGGGUGGCCGGCUGGGCAUUGACGCUGUGGGCGAACUACCACAAAGACAUCACUCGCGAAUCCCAAGGCGAGUGUACGAUUUGGGGCGAAAAGGCCAAGACCAUUACAUGCUCGUACCAAACUGCGGGUGGCAAGACCCAUAAAUCACAGAUUCUGUACUCUGGCUGGUGGGGAGUUGUUCGACAUGCCAACUACCUGGGAAACAUCAUCUUCACGUAUGCCUUGUGCGCGACAUGUGGUUUCCAAUCGGUCUAUCCCUGGACAGAGGCUAUCUUUGUCACUGGCGUCAUGGUGCAUCGCUGUUUGAGGGACGAGAAGAAAUGUCUGAGCAAAUACGGAGCGCAAUGGGAAGAGUACUGCAAAAGGGUUCCUUGGAGACUAAUCCCCGGCAUCUUUUGAUAUAAGGAUUCUUUGAUCCAGGUCAAGAUAUUGGAUGUGAUCAUCUCGUCAAGGAAAGAGGUUAACACUGCACCCAUAACACAAUAUAUUCGGCCCUAGGCACUGAUGAGGGGAGGCAGGGAAGUAGCUGCAUCCUUAUUUAUUACCCUUAGUAUAGGCUCCAAUGCUUAGUAUUCAGAUCAGUAAGCCAAAAAAUCUAUACUAGGAUAUCAUGCCUGAAACCACUAUAUAGCAGCCGGCGUCCACAUCUUCAAAAACUAAAAAUAAAUAUAUAAAAUAUGCAAAAUCA
Aspergillus wentii DTO 134E9 is the source of this 1620-nucleotide messenger RNA. RefSeq lists its product as uncharacterized. The record is from RefSeq and is a predicted model, not a curated record. Lineage: Eukaryota; Fungi; Ascomycota; Eurotiomycetes; Eurotiales; Aspergillaceae. Gene Ontology annotation, biological process: cholesterol biosynthetic process; brassinosteroid biosynthetic process. Gene Ontology annotation, cellular component: endoplasmic reticulum membrane. Bases 12 to 1331 code for a protein of 439 amino acids. Gene Ontology annotation, molecular function: 7-dehydrocholesterol reductase activity. The transcript has 5 exons.